Fusarium venenatum is the source of this 1695-nucleotide messenger RNA. NCBI's taxonomy places the organism in Eukaryota, Fungi, Ascomycota, Sordariomycetes, Hypocreales, Nectriaceae. The record is from RefSeq and is a predicted model, not a curated record.
AUGAAUCACCAGGGUAGUUUCCCUCCGAGAGUCAAGCUUUCGGGUGAGUCUGUGGCCUCGACAGGCCUAAGUGUUGUCUAUGAACCAGCUACCGAUGAUCCUCUAAUCGACAUUAUCAUGGUUCAUGGUCUAAAAGGACACCCCUACAAAGCAUGGAGAUACAACCAAGCGCAUAAUCGUGCAGAGGCACAGCAAAAACCAGAACAUCAGUCAGGAAUAUCAAAGUCCAACUUUCCAAAAAAAUCCGACGCUGGAGAAAAUUUCAAAGCAUGGGUAAAAGGGCCAUCAAGGGAAAACAACCAAGAUAGCGUAUUCACUGGCCCGAACAGUACGAAAAAUCCUAUAUCCACAGAAAAUACCUCGCAGACCUUUUGGCCAGCCGAUGUAUUACCAGAUGUCUGCAAAAAAGCGCGAAUUAUUACCUUUGGAUAUGACACAAAAGUAACAAAGUACACUUCGGGACCAACAAACAUGAACAACAUUCUAUCACAUGGAAAAGAUUUUUGGCGGGAGAGAGUCCAGGAGCGUCCCUUGAUCUUCUUAGCCCAUAGUCUUGGUGGAAUACUCGUGAAAGAGAUACUUGCAUUGUCCUCGACUGCAGGUACAGUGGCACUCAGAGAAACUGUCAAAUACACAGCUGCCAUCAUUUUUCUGGGAACUUCACAUAGGGGAAGCCCCGGGCUUUCGACGAUCGGCGAGCGAUCUAGAACCAUACUGAACGGCAUGCGCCUCCAAAAAACAGCAAUUAUCCUGGACAAUCUUCGCCUGGAAAAUAAUGACCUACAGCGCGCUCACGAAGCAUUCACGAGGCUCUGGCGACAAUACAACCUCCGAGUAAAGACUUUCCAAGAGGGCUUUGGCCUAUUUGGGAUCAACUUGGGAGUGUCAGGUCGCAAAAUGGUACCUGAUACUUCCUCGAUGAUUGGAGACCCAAGAGAGCAUGCGGAAACUCUGCAACCCAACGUCUUCUGCGUGCACAGGGAAAUCGGUAUUAAUGAAGGAGGUUUUACGAAACAUGAACUCUACGUCAAAUGGAUGCAUUGCUUCUGCGAGCUAUUUUGUCAACGCCUGAGGCCAGCCUCUGGAACAUUUCGUAGUUGGAUUACUUCGUUCUUUGCUCUGCCAACUGUUGUCAUAUAUCAGAAGAUUCCCGUCAACAUUCCCUUCACCAGCAACAAGAAGCUUGAGAUCUCCUUCACCGAACGCUUAAAGUCCUAUCCUCCGAACGCUCUGGAUGAUCUGGACGAUGCAGCCGAGAGAAGGCAGGCUGAGCUUUGGAGACGAUUGGUUCAUUUGCCAAUAUUUAAUUGCUUGAGGGUCGGUAUGUCCUUCAGACACUUCCCUCACGUCUCAAUUACUGGUUGUGUAGAGCUGGAACUUCCUAAUGGAGGAGAUAUUCUCAACUACAUCACACAUCGGUUCGAGGCACGGAUUUCUCCAAACGACAAUGAUUGGAAGAAAGAGUUAACGACACUUAUAAAUCUUAACUCACAAGGAGUUUUCUUAUGGGUUGUCCUGGUUUUGAACAAGGUACUUGAGCAAUAUGACAAAGGCGUAAGCUUGGAAAGUCUCAAAGAGCUCAUACACGACACCCCAGAAGAGCUCGAAGAUUAUAUGCAAAGUGAGAAAACAGUAGUAACAAAGAUGUUCCAAUGGGCCAUCGCAGCUGCUAGGCCAUUGCGGCUGGAUGAAUAG